Messenger RNA from Lepus europaeus (European hare), 1155 nucleotides. It is a transcript of the gene KRT222, whose product is annotated as keratin 222. Gene Ontology annotation, molecular function: structural molecule activity. NCBI's taxonomy places the organism in Eukaryota, Metazoa, Chordata, Mammalia, Lagomorpha, Leporidae. The coding region runs from base 40 to 927 and encodes 295 amino acids. The record is from RefSeq and is a predicted model, not a curated record. The transcript is spliced from 6 exons.
CAUAAGGUUCAGUUAGCCCAGGUGGAGGAUGGGAAAAGAAUGGAACUGUCCCAGCUCCUCAAUGAGAUCAGGGCAAACUAUGAAAAGCUCCUCACCAGCAAUCAGAUAGAGAACGUGCUCUCAACAAGGAUCCAGCUGGAAGAAGACAUAAACCAAAAGAUGGACAAAGACGAAGAGGCUCUGAGGGCGGCUCGAGCAGAACUCAAGGAAGCCCGACGCCAGUGGCACCACCUGCAGGUGGAGAUCGAGUCUCUCCACGCCGUGGAAAGGGGCCUGGAGGACUCCCUGCACGCCAGCGAGCGGCAUUACCAGAUGCAGCUGCAAGACCUGGAGGCUGUGGUUGAGGGGCUGGAGAAGGAGCUUCAGGAGGUCAGGCGGGGCAUCGAGAGGCAGCUGCAGGAGCACGAGACGCUGCUCAACACCAAGAUGAGGCUGGAACAAGAGAUCGCCACUUACCGCCGCCUCCUCGAAAGGGAAGAAAUCAGAUAUUAUGGUUGUAUCCAAGGUGAGAAAAAAGAGCAAAAGUCUGGCACAAGUCGAGUCGGGUUUGUUUUACCGUCAGCCAUUAUAAAUGAAAUCUCUUUCUCAACAAAACUCCCACAAAAGUUUGAGGAUGAAAAAGUGGAAACUGUGACCAAACAGGCGAUAUUUGAUGGAAGCCCCGGGAAGCAGAGCGCAGAAGCUCACGGCACUAUUCAGACAGAGAAGGUGGAUGAAGUUAUCAAAGAAUGGGAAGGUUCCUUCUUUAAAGAUAAUCCUCGAUUAAGGAAAAAAUCCGUUUCCCUGCGAUUCGAUCUUCACUUGGCAGCCACCGAUGAGGGGUGCUUACAGACUAGGCAGGACAGCCUGCCGGAUGUAGAGGUCAGGCUCAUCAUGAGACGGUCCUGCAGCAUCCCCUCCAUCAAGCCUCCGCCUGCAACCAAUUAGCCCGGAGAAUCUGGCUCGAUUUGAAUGCGACAGUGGGAUGUACCGGGGGGCCAUGCUGACCCCCUUCCGUCCCAAAAUGUAAGUCAUUAAGCACAUGUGAUAGUGUUACGAUCCAUGUGUGGGCUUUCUCAGACGAAAACAAAAAACACAGAAAGGGACAAAGUUUCUCUGAAUCUCAUUUAUGGAUUUUUUUUUUUUUUUUGAGAUGAUGGGAAGCUUAAAAAUAAA